This is a messenger RNA of Oryza brachyantha (malo sina), 1420 nucleotides long. RefSeq lists its product as uncharacterized. Bases 63 to 1034 code for a protein of 323 amino acids. NCBI's taxonomy places the organism in Eukaryota, Viridiplantae, Streptophyta, Magnoliopsida, Poales, Poaceae. The transcript has a single exon. The record is from RefSeq and is a predicted model, not a curated record. Gene Ontology annotation, cellular component: endoplasmic reticulum. Gene Ontology annotation, molecular function: protein binding.
UCGUUUACCUUUGAACGGUGAAGGAAUCUCCCGAAGCAAGAGCGCAUCCAUCCAAUUCCGAGAUGGCCACCUCCCUCCUACCGCUUCUCCUCCUCGUCCUCGCCGCCGUCGCGCCGGGCCCUUCCUCCGCGCGCCACGUCGUCACCUUCACCCCCGCCCGCGGCGUCUCCCCCGCCGCGCUCGCCUGGGACCCCACGGCGCAGCACUUCGUCGUCGCCGGCGGCGGCGACGCAGUCCUCUCCGUCUCCGACGCCGGCGUCACCGAGUCGAUCGUGUCCUCCGGGGCCUCGGCCGUAGCCGUCGACGACCGCCGGCGGCGCCUCCUCGUGGCGUCCCCGGGCUCCGUCUCCGCCUUUGACCUCCGCACCCCGCGCCCCCACGCCUGGCUAUUCUCCACCCCGCUCCCCGACCCGGCGCCGCCCGGCGGCGUCGCGGUAGACCCGCACUCGGGCGCCGCUUUCCUCACCCUGGGCUCCCGAAUCUACAAGGUUUCCCCUGACGGCGACCUCGCGGCGCUCCCUUCCUCGCCGGUGUACGGGUCCGAUCCGCUGGGCUCCCUCGCCGCGCACGUCAGCCGCGGGUUCCUGCUGGUGGGCCAGCCCAGCACGGGCCACCUCCUCCGCGUCGAUAUGGAGGACGGCGCCACGAGGACCGUGUCGGGCGCCCUGGCGCCUCCCUCGCCGUCCGCGGUGGCGGUGCGGAGCGACGGGACGGUGGCGGUUUCCGGGGGCGCCGCGCUGCGCCUCGUCGGGAGCAACGACGGGUGGGCGUCGUGCGCCGAGCGCGACGAGGCGGAGCCGGACGGCGCCGCCGCUGUGGCCGCCGUGGCGGUGAGGGAGCGGAGGCGGGUGUACGCGCUGGUGGCGGACGGCGCCGGCAACAAGUGGCGGAUCGAGGAGGUGGCGUGGAAGAAGGAAGGGAAAGGGGAGAUGUUGGUGGGGCUCAUCUUCGUCGGCGUCGCGCUCGCCAUCUUCAUGUUCUGGAGGUUCCAGAUGCGGCAGCUCGCCGGCAGCAUGAACAAGAAGAUCAGAUAGUAACAACACUGUAAUGCUCUGAAAUUCUGCUUGUUUUUAGGAGGAUUUUGCUUUGUUUUGCUCUGCACCUGUUGGUAUACAUACCUGUAGAUUAGAAAUUCUACAUAUCAGUGAACAAUCUGUUAUGGGAGGGAGAGUAGAAUUGAUCCUUGUCUGCAACACGAUGUGAUGGAGUUUGAUCAAAAGGCUGUUAUGAACUUGAGCAAAAUAGAUGUGAAUUACUCUUGCGCAAAGCCUUUUCAAAAAUGUUGUCAAUUGUAUUGGUUUAUGGAUGCAAAGUGUACUUGAGCUAGAUGUCUUCAUGCUUUGGUUACUUUAGCUUGUUUUGAUCAGUAUUUCUACAGUUUGCAAGUUACAGGUCUGAGAAUUGAAUAUUAUGUGCUCCC